Messenger RNA from Closterium sp. Yama58-4, 807 nucleotides. NCBI's taxonomy places the organism in Eukaryota, Viridiplantae, Streptophyta, Zygnematophyceae, Desmidiales, Closteriaceae. The record is from the annotation of a GenBank genome assembly.
AUGGCAGCGGCGUCGGGAAUCAGCGAGCGCGGCAUGGCGCCCGCGAUGCGCAGCGGCUCGGACGGCGUGUACCACUUCGUGAUCCCCGUGCGGCCGCUUUCGGGGCAGAUCUCCAUGGAGCACCUCGAGCGCCUCUCCAUGUACAACUCGCUCUACGGCGCGCUGUUUGUCGCAGCAGGGCUUGUGGCUAUUCUCUUGCCUCUCAUCUUUACGCUCACCUUGGGUGUCGCCAUCAAGGCUCUUGCCCUUACCUACUUCAAGUGCUUCUCUCUGCGGCCUUUCUCCCCUGUGCGUGCAGGAUGGGUGCUGCUGGUGGGCGGAGUGGUCACCUUUCUGCACUUCCUCUUCCUCUGUGGUGCACCUGGCACAAUCGCACUGCUCUUCCUCGGCCUCAUUCACUUCGCCAUCGGGUUCGCCCUCGUCGCCGGCACGGGCCUUGCACAAGGCCCAAAUGCUCUCCUGUUUAUCCUCGCCGGCUGGUUCUUAGCUCAGGGCGUGUUCAAGUGCGCACUGGGUGUGUCGCUGCGCAGCAUCUCCUCGUGGCCCAUGGUGCUGCUCUCCGGCAUGAUCGCAAUUGCUCUCGGCUUCGUGGUGUUAGCACAGCCACCGCAGCCAGAGGGGCCAAAGGAGCCAAGUGAGGACUUUGUGCGACUGGCAGGGCUGCUCGUGGGCGUGGACUUCUUUAUCACUGGCGUCAGCAUGCUUAUCAUUGCGCUUCUUUCGACAUGGGCUGUUCAAAUGGUGGAUGAGACAGAAGAACCACUGCUUGUCGGCCCUGUAUCUCCUUCGGGAGGUUCUUCCGUCUAA